GCAAAUUAAACCCAUUCGUCCUUAAUUUUAUCAAGCCUAACGAAUUUUUUGGUAGUAGUCCUUGCCAACCAAACUACAUCCGACAAUGCACAGCUGGAGUUCGGAAUGCAUCAACCAGGCUUUUUACAGACGUCAUGGCGUCUCUUUGUGCCUUUGUAUUUCAGCCAGACUAUGCCUUUUUUGUUAUUUUUCGCAUUAUUCGACUCACACUUCCACUGUUCCACAGGAUUAAUUAAGGUAUGACUUAAAAGGCAUUGUCGUCUGCUUACAUAUAUGACUUUCUGAAAUGUUUCUAAAGUUAAAUUAAGCAUUUAAUGGAGCUAAAUUAAAAAUUGUUUAAGCCAAUAAUAUUAUUUAAAGAAAGCACCCACAUUCUAUGCCUAAAAAGUCAUAGUAUACAUUUUGUUUUACAAUUCCUUGGUGGUAGCUAGGAAAUUCCAAAUUUGCCGCCCAUUUGGUGACCCCAACUUGGCCAUAAUGUGUAACAUCGACUGCUGCUCGGCCAGGUCGCCAAUUGCCAAGCGAAUGGCGGCCCGUCGGCUUUUGCAGCUGGAGGAGGAGGAACGCAGGAAGCCCAAGCUGGUGAUCCCGACGCCCCAGAGCCUGUUCUACCCCUACGAAGAAGUGGAGGCCAUGGCUCAAUAUAUCAUAGAAACCAGUCACAUUCGUCCGAAAUACGGUUUGAUUUGCGGCAGCUUCCUGGGCUCCAUGAUCUCCCUGGUGGAGCAGCCCGUGGUCAUUCGAUUCGCGGAUAUCCCCAACUUUCCCGCCGGCAUUGAGCCAAAUGGUAGCCUCGUGGUGGGCAACGUGAUGGGUGCUCCCAUUAUCGCUUUGGUCAAUCGGUUCCACUCCUGCGAUGGCUACAAUCUGGCCACCUGUUCGCUGCCCGUUCGCGUGAUGCAGUUGUGCGGGGUCAAGACCAUCAUGCUGACCUCUAGGGCAGCUGCUGUGAAUCAGCAAUACGCCUUAGGCGAUAUUAUGCUGAUCGAAGACCACAUCAAUGUAGUGGGCAUGAUGGAUCAGACCUCGCUGGAGGGGCCAAGUGAUCCGCGAUUUGGCAGCCGACCCUUCUCGAUGAUCGACUCCUACGAUAAGGACCUGCUGGCGAUGGGUCUCGACAUUGGCCAGGAGAUUGGCAUCAACAAAUUCCUGCACCGUGGCGUCUACGCCUGCCUGGGAGGUCCUGCCUACGAAACUGUGGCCGAGGAGCGAGCACUGCGAACAAUGGGUGUGGAUGCCGUGGGCAUGUCCUUGUUGCCCGAAGUUAUAGCCGCCCGUCAUGGUGGCCUGAAAAUCUUCUCCUUUGUCAUAAUCAGUUGGGCGGCCAACGAUAAGCCCGUUGAGGAAGCUGACAAAGACGCAGAUCCCGGAUCAUCAAGGACCGAGGAGAAGGAACCCAUGGAGGUCUCACCGCUAAGAGUGCAGGCCUGUUGCGAUUUGAUUGGUCGCCUACUCUACGAUAUGCACCAAGAGCGCUGACGAUCGAUUCGUUCCGUCCCGAAAAUAGAUUUCUUGAAGCCCCCGCCUUA
Messenger RNA from Drosophila gunungcola (fruit fly), 1529 nucleotides. RefSeq names its product purine nucleoside phosphorylase 1. NCBI's taxonomy places the organism in Eukaryota, Metazoa, Arthropoda, Insecta, Diptera, Drosophilidae. Gene Ontology annotation, molecular function: purine-nucleoside phosphorylase activity. Gene Ontology annotation, cellular component: cytoplasm. The record is from RefSeq and is a predicted model, not a curated record. Gene Ontology annotation, biological process: nucleoside metabolic process.